Saccoglossus kowalevskii is the source of this 1270-nucleotide messenger RNA. RefSeq names its product putative Ras-related protein Rab-33. Lineage: Eukaryota; Metazoa; Hemichordata; Enteropneusta; Harrimaniidae. Gene Ontology annotation, biological process: Rab protein signal transduction. Gene Ontology annotation, molecular function: GTPase activity; GTP binding. The record is from RefSeq and is a predicted model, not a curated record.
GCGGAAAGCGACAAUAAUAUACCGAAGUAAAACUCGCAGUUAUUGUCACGACGCGUUUGUCGCGAAGCUAACCAAACACUGUCGAUCUACAACAGUCGUGAAUAACGCAGCUCGGCAUUAAUCACAGAGAAAAUGGAAGACAAAGAAGAGAGCAUGAAAAAAGAUGACGGUGGCGAAGAUAUAUUGAGCAGUAUCGAGAGCAGUUCAAAACAAACACGAAUUUUUAAAAUCAUUGUUAUUGGCGAUUCAAAUGUUGGGAAAACGUGUUUGACAUUUCGAUUUUGUGGAGGCAAGUUUCCCGAAAAGACAGAGGCAACGAUAGGUGUAGAUUUUCGCGAGAAGACAGUAGAUGUUAACGGUGAGACAAUAAAACUACAACUUUGGGAUACUGCUGGCCAAGAAAGGUUUCGUAAAAGUAUGGUUCAGCAUUACUACAGAAACGUGCAUGCAGUGGUUUUUGUUUAUGAUAUGACAAAAAUGAACACGUUCGAAGGCAUGCCGACCUGGAUUGAAGAAUGUGAAAGGCACUCACUGUCACCGGACAUACCAAGAAUCUUAGUGGGGAAUAAGUGUGAUAUGAACCAGAAGAUUUCGGUUGCGACGAGUUUGGCACAGAAAUUUGCUGAUGCUAAUCAGAUGCCGCUAUUCGAAACCUCUGCAAAAGACGACAACGAAGUUGAUAAUGUCAGUGCGAUUUUUAUGACAUUAGCGCACAAGUUAAAAAGUCAGAAACCAAUGAUGUCAAAUGAUUAUCCUGUAUUACACAAGUAUGGAUCAAAAGAAAUGAAACGUGCGAAGGUUAUCAGCAUAGGCCGAGAACCGUCUUCACGAUCGGCUGUGUGCAGCAGGUCAACCGCCACCAGUGAUGGCACUAGCUGUUCAUGUUGAGGAGUGGUAUGGUACAAAGUGUCAUUGUGUAAUGAAACGGAUCACUUUUUUUACUAAUUAAUAAGGUUGAUCUACUAAAUUCAUUUACCGAGUCAUUAUCGUCAAUAACCAGGUAGUAUUUUGAGGUGAAUGUCUCCCUAGGUACAGUGAAAUUAUACAGUACCCUCUAGGUAACUGCAUCAUAGCAUCCUUCGGUUAGCACCAUAACCUGGUUGUGUAAUUCAGCAUUGUAUUGUCUCAUGAACUCCCCACAAAGUGUCCUAUAUACCAAAUCUAUACAUAUAUCGGUAUUGUCGACCUGAACAUUUUUUGUAUUCAUUCAAAAAUACUUUGCUAGAGACUUACAAUAUAUAUAGGUGUCACAUACUUGGAUAACUGACAU